AUGGGACCGCGAAAGAAGGCGAAGCGCACGCACUCUUCGACUCCUCAAGCCGAAGCAGCACAAUCCGCCGCGAAUACACCCGGCUCAAGCGCAAGCGUUGAGAAAGAAGAAUACGAUCACCUCAACGACCCCUGGACCGACGAGCAAGAAACAGCGCUGCUGAAGGCUAUCAUUAAGUGGAAGCCUGUUGGCAUGCACAAGCACUUCCGCAUGAUCGCAAUCGCAGAUUAUCUACAAAGUCAAGGGUUUGGUCCGUCCAAUGGGGAGCAUAUGCAGAUCCCUGGGAUAUGGAAAAAAUUGGGCACACUUUACAACCUAGAAGCUUUGGAUGAACGAGAAAAUCCCGUCUACACAGGUUGGAAUGGCGAAGAAGAUGACGAAGAUGGCGAGAGCGACUGGUAUUGCCCAUUCGAACUGCCCUACGAAGAAUACGGCGACUUGAUGUUCGCAAGGCGGCUCGCCGAAGAUGGAUCUUCUUCUCCUAUAAGCAGCGUUCGAGGUGACUCGCAAAAUGGAAGUACAGCAGGCGACACAGAUGCCGCUAAUUACGUAGCUCUGUCGGAACCUGCCUCCUCUCCUGCCCCAUCUCGUAGUGGGCGCAAGUCCAACAACGGCACUCGCAAACGGGCGACACGAUCAACAAAAAUCCAGGUCGAAAUUGAGAAUGAUGGCCACGAGAAGGGCUCUGAUGCAGGUGCAGGAUCUGACGACGAUACAGGUGGAAAUGAAGACGAAGAGGGCGAAGAGGGGAGCGACGGAGAAGAGAGUGAGGCUGAAGAGGCCGAGGAAGAAAAGGGUGGGCCACGCAGCACCAGAGCGUCACGGUCUAAACAGAAGGAUAAGAAACCCGCAGCAAACACAGCAAGUACUGCAAUUCGGAGGACAGCUCGUCGACGUUAA
Messenger RNA from Penicillium chermesinum, 900 nucleotides. RefSeq names its product EAF7 family protein. Gene Ontology annotation, cellular component: NuA4 histone acetyltransferase complex; nucleus. The transcript has 4 exons. Gene Ontology annotation, biological process: regulation of transcription by RNA polymerase II. Lineage: Eukaryota; Fungi; Ascomycota; Eurotiomycetes; Eurotiales; Aspergillaceae. The coding region runs from base 1 to 900 and encodes 299 amino acids. The record is from RefSeq and is a predicted model, not a curated record.